ACAGACGCGUCAAACUGGUCUGACCCCGCCCACCGAUAACUGUAGGCCCCGCCCACGCUGUGAGCCGUACACACAGCCCAUGUGUAUUGCCAUGGAAACCCUUCGCGUGCCCUGUGUGUCAGCGCGAGGGAAACAGACGCUAAAGUUAGCUCCAGCUCCAGAUUUCGGGUAAUUCGCAGCUCACGCGCGGUUUCCGGUCUGCAGUGAUCUCUCCCCGCGGUGUAGUGGAGCUCUCCUCCUCCUCUCCGGUAGUUUAACUUCCUCACAGCAGCUCUGACUGCAGCGCAGUCAGGUAAACUCACCUGUUAGCCUGUUAGCCAUUUAUAAAACAGAGAGAUCUGUUCAUCCAUAUACACUGAAAAGGGAAAUAAUGAGUAUGGAGGGCGUGUCCUCUCUACUGAUGACAUCAUCACCAGGCGGAUCACACACACUUCCUGUGGAACACCUGGACUACACCUACAUCCAACAGUGUGGAGAUUUGAAAUACCUGGAAAAGAUCCUACAUGUGCUCAGGUCAGGCACAGAGGGGGUGUAUCCACACCUGACAGAUUUCUGUGAGAAGCGUAUCGAGACGUUGGACCCGAGACAUCGUGCUCUGAGGAAGGAGGCGUUUCCAGCAACCGCCGCCUCCUUCACUACAGACGAGUGGAAACACAUCACUGAUGACUUACAGGCCUGGCAGAGAGAGAUCACAGAGAAUGAGCAGCAGCUCAUGCAGUCACCCACCUUCAACACUGACACACUCCCACCUGUACACAACCGUACACUACAGAGACCAACAAACACCAAAGCCACUACAAACCACAAUAAAAGAUGUGCUGUUCCCCGUCCAUACAGCAACUGGGACAGGUUUGAUGUUGAUGAAGAGUGCGCUAAGGUAGAUGAGGGUGUAAAUAACAGUGACACCCCUGCUGUGAUAAACUCCGCCCACACACGCAUCACACAACACAUGGACAGCUCAGCUCUGACACGGCAGGAGAAAUGUGUGUUAGCCACUCGAGAGAGGGAAAAAGGAAACGAGGCCUUCAAGGCCAGGGAUUGGGACGAGGCCAUAGUCUACUACACCAGGAGUCUGUGUAUCUUGCCCACAGUAGCUGGGUUUAAUAACCGAGCUCAGGCUGAGAUUAAACUACAGCGCUGGACUGAUGCACUGAGAGACUGUGAUGCUGUGCUACACAUCGAAACACACAACUGUAAAGCUCUGCUGCGUCGUGCAACUGUACAUACACACCUGGGGAAGCUACAGGCAGCGUAUGAUGACAUCACAACUGUUCUUCAGUCUGAACCUCACAACAUCACAGCAAAGAAACUCCUACAGGAAGUGAAUAAGAAAAUAAACACAGAGCUGCAGCACAAGCCAUGCCCACCAAACCAGCCAAUCAGAGGCAAGAAGCUUCUGAUCCAGGAAGUGGAUGAUGAAAAGGAGGAAGAGACAGAUGCUGAAACUGCAGGAGUGGACAAACAGACUCCGAGGGACAGGAAAGGACAGACAGAUGGAGAGAUGGAGAGACAGACAGAUGGAGUGAGACAGGGUGUGGAUGCUGCAGCAGUGAGGAGUGAGGGAAAUGAGCUGUACAGGAACGGACAAUAUGGAGACGCAGCUGAGAAAUACACUCACGGCAUCACAACACUUACACAAUCAGGUGUGUACAGUAAGGAGGACAUGUUUUUUCUGUACUGUAACAGAGCUGCGUGCUACCUGAAGAUGGGACAGUGUUCUGAGUGUGUGUUAGACUGCUGCCGAGCUCUGCAGCUGAAGCCGUUCAGUGUGAAAGCUCUGUUGAGGCGAGCGAUGGCGUUUGAGACUCUGGAAAAGUUUCGACUCGCUUAUGUGGAUUACAGAACUGUACAACAAAUACACAACACAUACUUUGUACAACAACAUGUCAACAGGCUCACUCAGGUGCUGAUGGAGCAGGAUGGUUCUGAUUGGAGAACAAAUCUGCCAGAGGUUCCAUUUGUCCCAAUAUCAGCUCGACAUGAUGGUACAGAGACUCCGCCCACAUCACAAACCACAGCCAGCACACACACUGUGCCCACCAUGAAAACUCCACCCACUACAGAGACUCCACCUAUCAUGAAGACUCCACCCACAAAACAGUGUCCACCCACAAUGGAGAUACUGCUACACACAGAGGCUCCGCCCACUGGUGCUCCAUCAGAAACACGCAGGCGCAUCAACAUAGUAGAGGUGGAGAGUGAUAUUACUGAUGAUGAGGAUGAAGAUGGUGCUGCUGCUGAUGGUGAGGAAGAUGAUGGUGAUGAAGAUGAUGAGGAUGAAGUUGGUGCUGCUGCUGCUGCUGCUGAUGGAAAUUAUGUCAUGACCUCCAGUCCAGCUAAUGCCUUUGAGUUUGGCCAGGCACUGAAUGCGGCCCGUUGCCAUGGUGACCUGGCGGCGUGUGCCCAGCUCCUGAGAAGUGUGUCACCUCACACCCUCCCUCACCACAUCAGCACACUGCUGGACACAUACACACUCAGCUUCAUCACACACACACUGCACACACACAUCCUGCCCACUGACCCCGGCCUGGUGUACCGUCUCCUCACACACCUGCACACCACCGACAGGUUCACGGUGGUUCUGAUGCUGAUGGACUCGGAUGAGAGGAGACAGAUCACACGGCUGUUUGAAUGUUUGCGUAUGGUGCAGUGUGACGAGUUCACACACGAGAACAUUAACAGCCUGGCUAAGAAAUUCAUAUAACACACACACACAUACACACACACACACAUUAAUGCAUUAAAAUUUGUGGCUUUAAUAUGAAUGUUUUUUUUCUGGUGUGGCAUUUGAUGGGCGGAGUCAGUGCUAUUUCACCUGCUUAUUGUUACAAGUGUUCAUAAUGAAAAGGUAUAGAAGGAGAAAGUCCUGCCCUGUGGCCCCACCCUGUCCAGUAGUGUGGCUCCACCCCUCUAGUAAUUGGGAGAGAGAGAGCUGAUGUGAUUGGUGUUGAAUUUGCUUCAUUUCCACAGCACUGUGCCCCUCCCCUACUUCUCCACUGACUGAGGAAGCUGAAAUAAAGCACAUGUCUGUCUCAUUA
Molecule: messenger RNA, 3038 nt
Organism: Ictalurus furcatus (blue catfish)
Lineage: Eukaryota; Metazoa; Chordata; Actinopteri; Siluriformes; Ictaluridae
Gene: spag1b
Product: sperm associated antigen 1b
Exons: 16
Coding region: 371-2704 (777 amino acids)
Biological process (GO): axonemal dynein complex assembly
Cellular component (GO): cytosol
Molecular function (GO): protein binding
Source: RefSeq, a predicted model, not a curated record